UAAAGAUACUAAAUUUUGCCCUGUAUAUAUGGAUUUUAAUGUGACAAGAUCAGGUCAUGGGCUGGUUCCACCUUCACAGCCAACACCAUCUGCUGAAGUUCUUGAUCUCUCAGUUAUUGAUAGACAGCCAGUCCUACGUUGUAAUGCUCGAACCCUGCAUGUAUUCAGCCAUGCAAGUGCAGCUACAGCAGCAGCAGCAGCCAGUCCAGCUCAAGUCAUUCGACAGGCUUUUGCCAAGGCAUUGGUCCCUUAUUAUCCUUUGGCUGGAAGGCUGAAAUUAGGUUCGACCGACCACACCAGGCUUCAGAUUGAGUGUUCUGGAGAAGGGAUUUGGAUGGUGGAGGCUAAAGCUGAUCGUAGCCUUGCAGAAUUGGAUUAUUUUGAAAAUGUGAUGUCCAUUCCCGGUGAUGCAGUUGAUCGACUUCUACCACCUCCUCCUCCUCCAGCUGAUGGUCUAGAUCCACUCGUCCUAGUGCAGAUAACACAAUUUUCAUGCAACGGGUUCGUGAUGGGCCUGACAUUCUGCCACGCAAUUUGUGAUGGGCUGGGAGCUGCACAAUUCGUGAAAGCAGUAGGUGAGAUGGCCAGAGGAGCCGAGAAGCCCAGCAUCACACCAUCAUGGAACAGGGACUUGAUCCAAUCUCCAUCACUUGAAGCUUAUCUCAAAUCAUUCCCCAGCAUCCUGUCACCCCUUCCCCCACCCAUUCCUCCAUACCAAUUGGAACAUGUUACCUUAGACAUUCCUUUGGAUGAAAUCAAUAGGCAAAAACAAAAAUUCCGAUAUCAAACAAACGGCCAAAAAUGCUCCGCCUUCGACAUAGUAGCAGCCAAUUUUUGGAGGCAUCGAACGCGAGCCAUUAGCGACAGCUUGAAGGAGAACGACGAAUUGAAACUCGUCUUUUUUGCAAAUUGUCGUUACCACUUGAGCCAACCCCUUCCCCGAGGCUUUUACGGUAACUGUUUUUUCCCAGUUACCGUUACAGCCUCGUGUGGGAUGCUCAAACGGGCAUCCAUGGUCCAUGUGGUGAAAAAUAUUCAAGAGGCCAAGGCCGGUCUAGCAAGCGAAUUUGCCAAGUGGAUGAAUGGUGGGGGCCAGGAUGUGGACCCCUUCUUACCCCCUCCUCUCUAUACAACAUUGUUCCUUUCGGAGUGGGGCCGGCUUGGUUUUAACGAAGUUGAUUAUGGAUGGGGCCCCCCUGUCCAGGUUGUUCCGAUACAGGGCUCCGGCGUCAUUCCAGUUGGCAUUGUGGGCUCCUUACCUUCUUCCCAGGGACCAGGCAUCCGGCUUAUGACGUGGUGCGUCGAGAAGGCCCAUCUCCAGCCCCUGGCUAACUGGCCCACGGGCCUGGAUGACUAAUGGAGAUUAAUCAAAAUGUUAAUGCCCCUUGUACUGAAAUGAUUAUAAACGUACGGCACCGGAUUAAAAAAAGUGACCAUAACUCUUCAACUUUGGGUCUGGGUGAAAAAAAGUCGGUUGGUUUCUAGGGCAUGGGCCCAUAAUCAAGAAAUAAUUUCACUCCAUUUGUGGAAAGGAAAUUCAGAUGGACAACCUUUUUGUGUCGCUCCUCAAUUAGUUAAAUGAUGGGGUAUUCGUUUUACCUAAUAAAGGUUGGUGAAUGUUUUAUUGGAAAUUAUUGGUCCAUAAUCAUGUGAAAAGAACGCCUGUAAAAUGGAUGAUGUUAAGACCUUUU
Coffea eugenioides is the source of this 1691-nucleotide messenger RNA. Its product is annotated as acyl transferase 4. The transcript is spliced from 2 exons. NCBI's taxonomy places the organism in Eukaryota, Viridiplantae, Streptophyta, Magnoliopsida, Gentianales, Rubiaceae. The record is from RefSeq and is a predicted model, not a curated record. The coding region runs from base 29 to 1357 and encodes 442 amino acids.